GGGGUGCGGAGUGUGGCACCGCAGGCCUCGGGGCGGAGCCGGAAGUGGGGCGCUGAGAUCCCCACCUCUGCGUUCCGGGAGGCCGCCGUUCCCCCGAAUCUGUUCCCGGUCCCCUUCGAGUCACAGCCUGAACCCAGGAGACCGGAGCCUUCAGCCUGGGCGGGGCGGCGCGGACCGGAAGGACGCCAUCCCGGCCUCGGCCAUGGAGACUCCCGCGCUGUCCCUAACAGAGGAGGACCUGACUGAAGUGAAGAAGGACGCUUUAGAAAAUUUACGUGUUUACCUGUGUGAGAAAAUCAUAGCUGAGAGACAUUUUGAUCAUCUACGAGCAAAAAAAAUACUCAGUAGAGAAGACACGGAAGAAAUUUCUUGCCGAACUUCAAGUAGGAAAAGAGCUGGGAAGUUGUUAGACUACUUACAGGAAAACCCCAAGGGACUGGACACCCUCGUGGAAUCCAUUCGCAGGGAGAAAACACAGAACUUUCUGAUUCAGAAGAUAACGGAUGAAGUACUAAAGCUUCGUAAUAUAAAACUGGAGCAUCUCAGAGGCUUGCAGUGCAGCAGCUGUGAGCCCUUUGCAGCAGCCACCAACAACCUUUCCAGGUCCAAUUCAGAUGAGAGUAAUUUCUCAGAAAAGCAGAGAGCGUCCAUGGUCACAUACCACCCGGAAGGAGAAUCUAGCACCGCUCCCUUUUUCUCCACUGAGUCUUCUCUGAAUUUGCCAGUCCUGGAAGUUGGCAGAACUGAAAGCAGCAGCUUCUCCUCGGGCACUCUUCCUCGACCUGGGGACCCCGGGGCCCCUGCUUUGCCCCCAGAUCUGCAGUUGGAAGGAGGAACUUGUGGAAACUCGAGCGAGAUGUUUCUGCCCUUACGGUCACGUGCUCUCUCACGCCAGUGACCUUCACUGCAAAGUUUCUCAGUGUUGAAACAUGUUGUGAACGAUAGAAUCUUUUUAUAAAGCCCCUGUAACAGUACACUCACGCUUCACAUGUGUCCUAAAUCACAGUGUGCACAUCUCUGUAAAUAGGAUUUGUUAGAGUAAAGGAGCACACUACGGGUAGCUGGGCAUAAAUCAUGGAUGUGUGCUUCUCUGUAUUGACCCUUUUCUCUUUUAGAUGUUUAGUGUUUUGAACUUUUUAUAAGACUAACUUUAUCAACAUAUUUCUCAAUUUGAGAAAUCAACUCAUGGCUGAGAAUAAUGUUUCUUAGCACAUUUAUGCUACAAAUUUUCAGUUUGAUAUUUUUCCCAAUGGUCUGGCCGUACAUCUCAGCAGUACAAUCUUCUGACUCGUAGAAAAGCCAGGCACUAAGGAGAGUCUCCCACUCCUUGGUUCCGAGAAGCCUUCGAGUUCUAAAGGAGCACCUGAUGGCAUUGAGUCUCCUGUGACCUCAGUGAUCACAGUUCAUUUUGUACUGCUCUUGCCAGCCAACUAAGUGCCUUUGGACUUCAGCCUUUGCGUCCUCAUUCUUAGCUCUGGAGAAAAUCUUCCUGGCUGGGCUGUGGGUGCACGCCUUUAAUCCUAAAGGCGGAGCUCUUGAGUUCAAGGCCAGCCUGGUCUACAGAGUGAGUUCCAGGACAGCCAGGGCUACACAGAAAAAAAUAGUUACUUGUAACUAAUUAAUAGUACUUAUAAUUGGUUAAAAAUACUUCCUCUGAGCCUCUCAUUCUUUUUCGAUGAACACUGCUAUAUGGAUAAAGUAACUAGAAAAUUGUUUUUGGAAUAUGUGACAAUUUUGUGUUUAAUAUUUUCAUCAAGCAGCCACUGGCUACAGCUGUGUUUUUAUUGUAUUACAAAGUUUGACUAACUUUACACAUUUAAAAAAAUGCUGAUUAUUUUCAUUUAAAUUAUAAAUACAUAUUUUCUGACAUCCACCUUCUAUAUAUUUCUAUUAUUUAAAAUGUAAGAAAUGAAAAGUUGCUAUUAACAAUAAAAAAUUUUAAGAUAGUAAUGUUUCUGAGUAAAAAACUCAAAAUGUCUGAUUUUUGAAUGUCUAACCCUUUUUAUAUAUACUGGUUUUUAAAAUAGAAAACAGUAUUUCAAAGCCAAUAUGCCUAUGAUUCUACCACUUGGGAACUAGAAGCAGAAACAUAUUGAGUUUGAGGUUACACAGUGAGUUCAAGGAAGAGGAGCUAUAAAUUGAGAGGAUGCCUUGACUCAGCAGUAGGCUAUACUUUGUUACUAAGCUAAUGGAUACAGUAGUAAAAGUUACUUUUUAGGAAUACCAUAUUAACACAGUAUAAAAAUCAUACUUCCCCGUUCACUUUUUAAAUUGCUUUUUGUUAAAAGCAUGCUGUUUGUGCAGUUGUAGGUUUAACAGAAAAAUUGAGCAAAAUAAUUAUUAAAUCCUAUUCCUCCCUGUUCCCCAUACUUACAUUGAUGUGGUAACUUGUUUCAGCUAGUAGGCAAUAUUGAACAUUGUUAUUAACUAAAGUCCAUAUCUGGGUCCUCCCUUGGUUGUCUGAGUUGUAAGUUUUUAGGAAUAUGUUAUAUAUCUACCUCCAAAAUGUCCUAGCCAAGUAGUUUAUUUUCACUACUUUAAAAAAAUCUUUCCUGGAGCUGGAGAGAUGGCUCAGAGGUUAAGAGCACUGACUGCACUUCCAAAGGACCUGAGUUCAAUUCCCAGCAACCACAUGGUGGCUCACAACCAUCUGUAAUGAAAUAUG
This is a messenger RNA of Chionomys nivalis (European snow vole), 2665 nucleotides long. It is a transcript of the gene Bcl10, whose product is annotated as BCL10 immune signaling adaptor. The transcript is spliced from 3 exons. The coding region runs from base 203 to 898 and encodes 231 amino acids. NCBI's taxonomy places the organism in Eukaryota, Metazoa, Chordata, Mammalia, Rodentia, Cricetidae. Gene Ontology annotation, molecular function: kinase activator activity; protein kinase B binding; NF-kappaB binding. The record is from RefSeq and is a predicted model, not a curated record. Gene Ontology annotation, cellular component: cytosol; CBM complex. Gene Ontology annotation, biological process: apoptotic process; adaptive immune response; canonical NF-kappaB signal transduction.